AUGGCCGAUACUCAAGCCCCUGUUAACGGCAAUUACCCUGUACCCCACGCCUAUCAUGACUCUUACAACCAUGCCCACGCUGUUGCCAACAAUGCCUCGAAUUUUCAGCCAGCGCAAUCUACCACUCCCACUAAUGUCCCUCCUAGUGAGCAGAAGAAUGCGAUCUCUAAGGACGAGGUUGGUUGGUAUUUUGUUGAGCAAUACUAUACCAAUAUGAGCCGUAGUCCGGACAAGUUGCAUCUUUUCUACUCUCGGCGCUCGCAGUUUGUCUUUGGAACUGAAGCAGAGUCGGUUCCCGUUGCUGUGGGCCAGAAGGCUAUCAAUGAGAAAAUAAAACAGCUUGACUUCCAAGAUUGCAAGGUCCGUGUUUUGAACGUCGAUUCUCAGGCUUCAUUUGACAACAUCUUGAUCUCAGUCAUCGGUGAGAUCUCCAAUAAGUCCGAGCCGUCUCGCAAGUUUACCCAGACUUUCGUUCUUGCUGAGCAACCUAAUGGAUACUAUGUUCUCAAUGAUAUCUUCAGAUACUUGGUUGACGAGGAGGAUAUUGUGAAUGAGGAGCCCGCUCUCGCUGCGCCUGCCGAGCCUGCCGAGCCUACCACAGAGCCAGCUGCGGAUGAACCCGCACAGCUUGAGACUGAGAGUGUCCCGACUGCGGAGCCCCAAGAUGCCAACGAAGUCACAGUUGCCGAGGUGGACGAGAAGCUUGAACAGGUGGAAGAAAAGGCCGAGGAAAAGCAACCGGAAGAACCUGCACCUCAGGCCAACGGAACCGAGGCCCAGAGCAGCGAGGAUGUUCAGGAACCUGUCGCCUUGCCUGAAUCUGAAGCUUCUAAGACGGAAAAGCCUGCGACUCCGGAGCCUACGCCUGCCCCGACGACCCAGAAAGAAAAUGCUGCUCCGGCCAAAGAGCCUGCUGUACCCGCCAGAGCUGUACCAAAGACCUGGGCCAACAUUGCCUCUAAGUCCGGUGCUACUGCUCCUGUUGUGCCUGCCAUCCCCGUUGCUCCUGUUAAGCCCGCUCCUGCUACCAGCUCCGCCCAGUCGGUUCCUGCCCCCCCUGCUGCGGCUGCCACACCUACUCCUGCUGCUGAGAGCACUCCUAUCCAGCCUCCCUCCAAUGAUGGAUCUGGCUGGCAAACUGCUGGUCACGACCAUAAGAAGACCCAGCCUCGUGCGGGUGAUGACCAGAACGUCAUGGCUUAUAUCAAGAACGUCACCGAUAAGGUCGAUGCAAACUUGCUCAAGCAGACUUUGUCCCGCUUUGGAAAACUCAAGCAUUUCGAUGUGAGCCGCCAGAAGAACUGUGCUUUUGUUGAGUUCGCUGACCCUGCCGGCUACACCGCUGCUGUUGCUGCCAAUCCGCACCAGAUUGGAACCGAGCAAAUCUCCGUAGAGGAACGCCGUUCUCGUACUAGCGCCUAUGGGGGAAAUACCAACUAUGGCGCUGGUCGGGGUGGCUCUGGCCGUGGUCGCGGUGACCGUACCGGCAGCCAGGGCCGUGGUGGCUUCCAGCGUGAUGGCCGUGGUGGCUUCGCUCCCCGUGGCCGUGGCGGCAGUGGCAAUGUCAAUGCUAAAGCCCGCAACCAGGCACAGACUGCUUAG
Aspergillus bombycis is the source of this 1602-nucleotide messenger RNA. Its product is annotated as NTF2 and RRM domain protein. Gene Ontology annotation, cellular component: ribonucleoprotein complex; cytosol; Ubp3-Bre5 deubiquitination complex. The transcript has 3 exons. NCBI's taxonomy places the organism in Eukaryota, Fungi, Ascomycota, Eurotiomycetes, Eurotiales, Aspergillaceae. Gene Ontology annotation, molecular function: mRNA binding. The record is from RefSeq and is a predicted model, not a curated record. The coding region runs from base 1 to 1602 and encodes 533 amino acids. Gene Ontology annotation, biological process: ribophagy; protein deubiquitination.